AUGCGGCUCUUUUACCUCUUCUUCCUUCCUUUCGGUAUAGCACAGCAGGCUCUAACAUCCAAUGGCGAAAUAACCGGCCACUAUGCGUCCAAAAGCCCAGCUGUGCUCGAAUGGCUGGGGAUUCCGUACGCGCAGCCGCCCGUGGGAAAGUUGCGAUUUGCCCCGCCGGUUGAGUUGAACAGGACCAAUUCGUCUGUUGCUGAUAAAUAUGGAUGCGACUGUUUGUAUCCCUCUUAUGGCCAAGUGGCCUAUCCCAACAAAACAGCCCAGUUUGAUCGCAUCUUCGACGAAUUCUCGUAUGUUAAUAAUAACACGCAGAGCGAGGAUUGCCUGACUCUGAAUAUCUGGGCUAAGCCUUCGUCGGCGCUGAAGCCGGUUUAUGUGCAUUUCUACGGUGGGAGAUGGACACGAGGCUCAUCAAAUACAACCUUCUACUACGGUGGCUACUUUGCCGACGCACAGGACAUCAUCGUCGUGACUGUCAACUACCGCUUCAAUAUCUUUGGUUUCCCGGGUAUUCCCAACCACCCGCCCAACCCUGGUUUACUGGAUCAGCGGUUGGCAGUGGAGUGGGUGAAGCGGAAUAUCAGAUCUUUCGGCGGUGAUCCCGAUCGAAUCGUUGUAUCUGGACAAUCUGUUGGCGGUACGUCAGUCGACUACUGGGCGUAUGCGUAUGCGGACGAUCCGAUCGUCAAAGGUCUCAUUUCGCAUUCUGGAACUGCGCUCAGCUUCCCGAUCAGUAGUCCUGAGGAGGCAGCGAGGCAUUGGUAUGAUGCUUCGGAGAUAUUGGGAUGUGGGAGAGGGAGUGAGGAAGAUGUGCUGUCUUGUAUGAAGAGGCAGAAUGCGACGGACAUCAUCAACGCUGCUGCAAAGGUGAAAGUGGCUGGUGAUAAUCCGGCGAGAAAGGCACCGGCGUUUCAGCCUACCAUCGACAACGUUACUGUCUUUGCCAACUAUACUCAGCUCUCGUCUCAGGGCAAGUUUGCUCGGAUACCCUAUUUGGUCGGCCACACCUCCAACGAAGCCGGCUUCUACAAAGUAACCACCUACGCCGCCGGCGUCACCCUCCCCCCGUCGCAGUGGGAAUCAUUCAACACGGACACCUUCUACUGUCCAUCCAACAUCCAAGCCUCGCACCGCGCGCACUUUCACGUCCCCGUGUGGAGAUUCGAGUACCACGCCGACUGGGCGAAUACGCGGCUCUAUCCGGGAAGUGGAGCGUAUCAUGGUGUAGAUUUUCAUAUGCUUUUCGGUGCGUCAGAGAAUAUUUCGGGGCUUGCUGAGUCUAGGGGGGAGAGCGAGUUGAAGGGGGUUAUGAGGGAAGCUUGGGGGCGGUUUAUUAAGGAUCCAGUGUGUGGGUUGGAUGGGUUGGGGUGGCCGCAGUUUGGGGAUGAUGUUAUUGUGCACUUGGGGGUGGGGAAUAGGCCUGUUGUUGAGUUUGAGAGGGCUGAUGAGAAGUGUAGCUGA
Molecule: messenger RNA, 1467 nt
Organism: Aspergillus wentii DTO 134E9
Lineage: Eukaryota; Fungi; Ascomycota; Eurotiomycetes; Eurotiales; Aspergillaceae
Exons: 6
Coding region: 1-1467 (488 amino acids)
Source: RefSeq, a predicted model, not a curated record